This is a messenger RNA of Penicillium pulvis, 1809 nucleotides long. RefSeq lists its product as uncharacterized. Gene Ontology annotation, molecular function: zinc ion binding; RNA polymerase II cis-regulatory region sequence-specific DNA binding; DNA-binding transcription factor activity, RNA polymerase II-specific. The record is from RefSeq and is a predicted model, not a curated record. Gene Ontology annotation, cellular component: chromatin. Lineage: Eukaryota; Fungi; Ascomycota; Eurotiomycetes; Eurotiales; Aspergillaceae. The transcript has 2 exons. Gene Ontology annotation, biological process: DNA-templated transcription; regulation of transcription by RNA polymerase II. The coding region runs from base 1 to 1809 and encodes 602 amino acids.
AUGCGCCUUAACCAAGGCUUUUUCAAUCAUUCGUUCGAGGACCUAGCGGCAUUAAUGGAUACCAAUACCCCAUUGCUUGACGACUUCGACUCGUUCCUCUCGCCGUCACAUAUUAUUCCGGUCAAUCCGCCACCGCAGCUGGCGGAGCCGGAACCACCUCUUGCAUUGCUCAGUCCAGGAAUAGUGCCACGACCGGAAGUCGGAGAGACCAUAUCGCGCCUUGGUUCUCGACUGCCUUCAUUACAGCCACAAGAGAUGACAUGGCGAGCACCAGAACCAGUCCGAACUUGCAAGCUGUUUGAUAGCAUAAGCUCGGAGACAAGGCAGCUUUUUAUGGCCAAACUGCGUCAAUUUAGUGCCGUAGUACCCGAGCUUUUUGAAAUGCCGUCACGGCUAGCGCUUUCACGGUACCUCAAAGCGUAUCUCAACGGCUUCCAUGAACAUUUGCCCUUUCUUCACGUACCCACCCUGUCGAGUGACGCAUGCUGCAUCGAGUUGUUACUGGCAAUUGCGUCAGUUGGGGCCCAGUACUGCUUGGAAUCAGAGAGGGCAUUCCAGCUAUUUGAGACCAGCCACGCGAUUGCAAAGGAGCGUAUCCAAAGGCUGGACAAUUCGAUGUUGCCACUAGAACCGAAGGUUCAUGACCGAAGAGGCUUUGACUUUGCGCACAGUUUGAGGCGUUACGGAUCAUUUAUGGAGGUCCCAGGUCUGGCAUUACGUGAUUCAUUGAGUGAAAGCCAAGAGACUCUAAAGGAUAGAGUACAGACUGCACAGGCACUCUUGCUCCUGAUGGCUGAGGCGACAUGGUCUAACCAUCGGAGAACCUUACGCCAGGCUCUCGCUAUCCAAAGCACACUGGCAAGCCUUAUCCGAGACGAUGUUUUGAAAACCAUGCCAGCCCCAGAUGAUGUUAGUUGGGAAGAAUGGGCGAAAUAUGAAAGCACCAAGCGAACCAAAUGGAUAGUAUUCUGCUUUUUUAACCUGCAUACUAUUGUCCAUAAUAUCCCGUCACUCAUUUCAAGCUCGGAAAUGGACGCUAUGCUCAUGCCUUGCCACUCUGCAACCUUUCGAGCCACUUGCGAGGCCAAAUGGCGAGACGCACAGGUUUUGCACCCCUGUGAUAAUGGCAGUGCAGCCGUAUUGGAGGACGAUAUUACUUUGAUUGAGCUAGCGCUGAGGAACUGGAAAUCAGCCUGGAAGCAAACUCCGGACUCAAGCCUGGAUUCCUCCAACCCCGCAGGACCAGUGUCUUUCAACUCGACAGCCUUACUACGUCUUGCAUAUAUCAGGCUCAAUGCAGAUAUUGGUCCUGGACGGGCACUACAUACUCGUGAUCCGGCACAGAUUGCGAAUGCUUUCCUUGAAGCUCAAAUAAUCAAGAGAACACCCGGACUACUACGGGCUGUGCUGCAUGCUGCUCAUGCAUUAAGCAUUCCCAUCAGGAUUGGAGUUCACGUGGUGGCGCAGACACAGACCUUUCGGUGGUCUAUCCAGCAUUCUUUAGCGACGCUUGAGUGUGCAUUUCUCCUCAGUAAGUGGCUCGAGGCAUUAUCAUCACCAGUCGGAGAUCAGCCUAUCAGCUCUAGUGAGCACAGGAUGCUUAGGCUAGUUAGGACAAUGUUGGACGAGACGGAUUAUGCCGUCCCUUCGACACUAGCAGUCGAAUCGCGACGGGGCAUGAGGCUGCUUGCAGCUAAUGUGCUUCGGGUAUGGGCAAAUGUGUUCAAUGGUCCCACGCAGGUAUGGGCCAUUGUAAAUAUUAUCGGAUCAUCCCUGGCACUUUGUGCAAACCUAGUCGAACAUAGUUGA